Molecule: messenger RNA, 1944 nt
Organism: Kluyveromyces marxianus DMKU3-1042
Lineage: Eukaryota; Fungi; Ascomycota; Saccharomycetes; Saccharomycetales; Saccharomycetaceae
Gene: MRX1
Product: Mrx1p
Exons: 1
Coding region: 1-1944 (647 amino acids)
Molecular function (GO): protein binding
Source: RefSeq, a predicted model, not a curated record
AUGCACUGUAUUAAAUCAUGUGCUAGAGUGAGACCGUUUUCCCGUUCUUUCCACACUGGCUUUGUGGGCUUAGGCUCUCAACUCAAGCUCAAGCUCAAUAUUCUUCAACAGAAGGAGAAGCUGGUUAAACAAACGGAGAAGGAGCUCAAGAAGCGCGUAGAAGAGAAACGUUUGAAGGGACUUUCGGCAGGAAAGUAUGGUUACUCAAAGCAGAAAGCUAAUGAUAUACUUAAGAAAAAAUAUCACAUUCAAGAUGCAGAGAAAUUCGCCAAAAUAGGUCCACUUUCAGAUGCUGACACAAGCCUACUAGCUAUUACAAAGGAUAAGAGAUUAAUGUAUACUAUGUUGGGUAUUACAAGACCACAGUUGAAAGAUUCUGUGUUGGUUCAAAAGGAUGUGCAAAAGUUUUGUAAGAGAGACCAGCUGCAAAAAGCUUUAUUUUUAAUAAAGUUAGCUGGACCGAAUGGUGCAGCGGGAAUGAAUGCGUUGAUGGAACAUUAUCUUACUGUUGAAAAGGAUGGAAAAUCUGCCGUUGAUUUAUAUACAUGGCGUAAGAAGUGGCAAAUUCCACCCAACGAAUAUACCGAGAGUAUUUUAUUUCAAGGAUUAGCGAAAUUACCAGAACCAAUAUCAGUAAAACUCGCAGAGCGGGUUGUGAAAAUCGUGGUAAAGAUGAUUGAAGAUGAGAGGUUAAAUAAUAUUAACUUCAACGCCGCCCUAAGUGCAUUAUCAAACUGUAACGAUACAAGCUAUCUCUUCACAUGCUUUGAUCUAAGACCAAAGGGUAUCAAAAAAGAUGCCAUUACCUAUACCCAACUUUUAAUUGGAUGUUCUAAAAUUGAAGAUCCAGUUGAAGCUAUCCAAAGAGCUGAUGCCGUAAUGAACAUGGCAGACCCAAGAUUAAUUGACUCUCAAAUGUUUUUCCACUAUGCCAAUGUAUGGCACUCAAGAAAAGAUAUUAGAUUUGCAAGAUGUGUGUUACCAUUGAUUGAGACUUUCUAUUCAUACAAUGUAAAAGAUACUACUUAUAAAUACACGGUCCCUGAAUUCGUAACAUUACCCACCAUGGAAAAUUGGAGGCUCCAGAGGAAAUUGAAGAUGUCACCAUACACUGCGCAUUUGAUUUUAGAAAACUGUCUGAAGACUGGCGAAUACGAAUACGGUAUAGCGUUUUUUGAACAAUAUUGCAAAGAUCAUUCAGAAUCAUUAACCAGCAAGAAUAUUCUUGCCUAUAUGGAACUAAUCAUCAAAGCAUACCCUUUGGAAUGUGGAUACAAAUGCCGUGAGAUGUAUCGGAGGUUAGAAGAAAACGGUAGUAUGAGAGAACCUCUACACGCCCUACUCAAGACUUACAAAGCAUUUGAGAGGCAAGCUUCUAAAAAGAUUAACAACUCAGAUCCUGAAAAGGCCUCCAAUCUAGUUCAAUCAUGUGUCAGUUUUAUCAAAGAAAAUGAGAGUUCUGUUUUACGUUCGGAAAAAGGGCAAAAUGAAAGCUAUAUCAAGUGGAAAGCAUGGAUGUUCUUGUGGAAUGUUGUGUCACCUUGCAAGGAAACUCUGCCCUUAGUACAGAAGAAGGCCAUAAUGGAUGAGUUCAUUCGAACAAUGCUGUAUGAUAAUGCUAUGCUUAUUAGACAUAAAGGCAUAACACUAAGCAACAUGCGAUUUAUAUACUUAGAAGCGGUACGGUUUGUCAAGAUUAUUGAAACAUCGUUAACUUUGUCGGAUGAGCAGCUAAAAAAAGUACAACUAGAACCUGAAGAACAAUCAGCUAGUAUCGAGAAAAAGAAGUUUUUGUUCAAGAGACAUGUUAUGCGUUUAAGAAAGAGACUGUUGGAGAUUGUUGAGAAUUUAGAGAAUGGUAAGGAUUCUACAGGCAAUGAAAUCGAAAAGGCAUUCAAACAGUACUGUUCAUUAAUUUUGAGCACGUCGGUAAAUGGAUUUUGA